Molecule: messenger RNA, 1491 nt
Organism: Calidris pugnax (ruff)
Lineage: Eukaryota; Metazoa; Chordata; Aves; Charadriiformes; Scolopacidae
Gene: SPATA46
Product: chromosome unknown open reading frame, human C1orf111
Exons: 3
Coding region: 343-1167 (274 amino acids)
Biological process (GO): fertilization
Cellular component (GO): nuclear membrane
Source: RefSeq, a predicted model, not a curated record
AGGGAAUGGCAAGGGGACAGUGGACCUGUCCCUUCCACGCUGAUGGGUGAGGUGCACUGCUGCCCCCCUGCCCAUAUCUGCCAGGCUACCUAUGGAGACAGGACUUAUUUGGAGCCCUUAUCAGCCAGACACCCACAAAGCAGGUUCUCUGGGGGCACCCACAGCCUGGGCUCUGCACUGCCCACCCUAGCAUGGCUCCCUCUCCAGCCCAAGCUAGCUGUUGCCUUGCAUUAGCCAAGCUCCCAAGAGACCCCGAAGGCUGAGCCCACUGCCCAGGAGCAUCCUGCUGUGCACCGUACACACGGGUGACAUCAGCCCUUUGUGACACCAGCAGAUGACGGCAUGGGUACCAUGGUGCAGGAGCCACACAUCAGCUAUGCAAGAGUGAUGACGAGCUUUGUCCUGCCCUCCAUUUCCAUUGGGGCCAUGCCCCGCAGCACCAAGAAAAGAAGCCCAGAGGCUCUGUGCCCCUUGGGCCCUGCCAGCAGGCCUGCUGCCUGCCAGUUGCAGCCAGCAGGAACCUGUAAAGCUGGGAGUGCUGCCCCCAGGAGUGCCAGCUCAGCCUCCUCGUCACCAACUCUGUGCCUGUGCUGCUCUUCGCGGGACUGCUCCUGUGGGCUGCCGGCCUCGCCAGGCAGCGAGCACCCUGCCCGCUCCAUCUACCGGCCCUGGUUCUCGCCCUACAGCUACUUCAUGCAUACCCACGGAGCCACCCCGCAGGACCCGAACAGCCUCUCCUACUGCAUGCCCUCCCCCACCAAGGAAUCUGACGACCCCGAUGACCUCUCAGAGAUCAUCUGCUCUUCCUCUGGCUCCUCGGACAAAACCCAGCCCCCCGAGAGGGACAAGCAGGCCAGGGACACAGCCAGGAUCACGGUCCGGGACAUCCUCGCUGUUUCCCAGCAGCAGCCGGUGCCCCAGUGUGGCUACCAGUGCAUGUCAUGCUGCCGCAUCUUCCCCACGCUGUGGUCCAUGAAGAUCCACAUCCAGCAGAGCUCCCGGGAGGGCUACAGCUGCAAGGUGUACUACCGCAGGCUCAAGGCCCUGUGGGAGAAGGAGCACAAGGAGCAGGAGGCUUGCAGCCCCCAGGGUGCCUGUGUAUCCCCGCCAGCCGGGCAGCCGCCGCGGGAGGGCACUGCUCCAUCGCUCCUGCCAGCGGCAAAAUAAAUUGUUUCAGGAGCAGGAGGCCCUGCCUGCCUGCUGCUCUUGCCUACACAACACUUCCGCCAUCCUUUGAGGGAGGCUCUUCCUGAUUUCUGCUUUCCCAGCAGUCAAAAGUCUCCUGAGCCCCUGGAAAGCGCUGCUUAGCAUCUCUGCAUCUCCAUGGAGGGCUCUGCAGAUGUUGGGAACCCCCGCCACCCUUGAGCUGUCAGGUCAGCCCUGAAACAAGGCUGCCCUGGGCAGGGGCUGAAGAGGAAGGCUGCUACCCCUCCACCCCCAGCAACAAUUCAGGGCACCUGGUUCUCACAGGCAGCCCGUGGCUGGCACCAC